This is a messenger RNA of Vanessa atalanta (red admiral), 814 nucleotides long. RefSeq names its product chorion class B protein PC10-like. The coding region runs from base 100 to 594 and encodes 164 amino acids. The transcript has 2 exons. Gene Ontology annotation, cellular component: egg chorion. Lineage: Eukaryota; Metazoa; Arthropoda; Insecta; Lepidoptera; Nymphalidae. Gene Ontology annotation, molecular function: structural constituent of egg chorion. Gene Ontology annotation, biological process: multicellular organism development; chorion-containing eggshell formation. The record is from RefSeq and is a predicted model, not a curated record.
CCGCUUUAAUAACUUACUUUGAUAACGAUUCUUGCAUUCGUAUAAAAACCAGUGCGUAUUCAUCUGAAACAUUGUCAAGUUUACAUUCAAACGGUCAACAUGUUCAAGGCUGUACUUUUUGUCUGCGCUCAGGCGCUCUUGAUCCAGUCAAUCGCUGGACAGUACAUCGGAGCUGGAUGUGGCGGUGCUCCUUACGGUAUCGGCGCUCCUCUUGGUGGUUGUGGUUGCGGUGUUGCGAUCCCUGCCUCUAGCGGUGGUGGUCUCGGUGUGUCAAGCGCUUCUCCUAUCUCACCAAACGGAGUGUCUGUGCUCUCAGAAAACGCUAUUGAAGGAGCUCUAGCAGUCGCCGGUGCUCUACCGUUCUUGGGAACCGUCGCUCUGGAAGGUAUUCUGCCAACUGCUGGUGCUGGUGCUGUCAACUACGGAUGUGGCAACGGAGCCGUCGCCAUUGUGGAGGAACUUGCUCCCGCUGGCCUUGCUGGCCCACUCGGCUACGGCCUUGGUCCCUUCGGUGCUAUUGACGGUUUAGGCUACGGCAUCGGUGGUCUGGCUGGUCCUUACCGCGGUGGUUGCGGUUGUGGUGUCCUCAUCUAAAAACAACAACAAAUCGUUGCUCGUGUCGAAAAAAAACGGGAAUAGUCCAGGAGCUUUGUCAAAGAUAUAUAUCUUUUAUUUGUUUUACAAAACUCUACGUAGUUAGUUAAAUUAAACAGAUUCCUCAGACUAACCUAGGAAUACCUUUUUAACAUCGCCUGGAUAUCCUGAAGUACCUUCAUAUUCUGAAUAAUAAUGAUAUAAAAACGUCUUUUAUAAC